Molecule: messenger RNA, 753 nt
Organism: Parasteatoda tepidariorum (common house spider)
Lineage: Eukaryota; Metazoa; Arthropoda; Arachnida; Araneae; Theridiidae
Source: RefSeq, a predicted model, not a curated record
AUCUCUCAACUGGUCCCAUCUCAUUCAGAACAUGAUUCAGAUGCAGAUUCAUCAACAUAUAUCAAAUUUGUGAAUUUUUAUCUGUACAAAAAAGGAUUACUCUUAAUUUUCAUCAGCAAAUCAAUCAUAAGAAUGAAUUUCAUCGUGAAAAUAUUCAUAUUUUCACUCUGUACUGUCUGUAUAUAUUCAUCCACUCCAAAAUACUCAACGCCAGUAGGAAAAGUUCAAAUACAAACAAGCUCAACCACAGUUGGAAAGACAGCAGCGCCACCUUCCCCAACAAAUGUGCACAAAAAGUAUGUCGACUUUGAUCUGAAGUCGCAAAGUAGUCGCUACUCAAAUGAGGAUCCAUUUCUUUAUCACUACGGACACCAUCACGGACAUCAUGGACACCAUGACCAUGGGCAUCAUAAGAGUUACGAGCAUUUAUACCCAUAUGAAAGUUAUGACUACUACGGAAAAGACUACGGGAUCGGUCAUUUCUUGCCGUAUGUUAUCGGUGGAAUUGCACUCCUCCUCCUGCCAAUGUUGUCAUUGCUGUUAACUCUAGCAGUAAAUGUAGCACCUGGUAGUGCUAUUCCAACUGCAGUAACUACUGCAACUGGAAAAUUAUUAAAAUCUUUAAACUCAACAGAUGCUCUUAAUGAAAUAUGGACUACAUUAGACUCUGCUAUAUCCAAAUAUGGACGCCGACUUCUGGAGGACGAAUAGGAGAAGAGACUUGGGUGGUUCAGAACAUUAAAUAAAUUUAAA